AAUAGCUCUGAUAGGAGAGAGGGAAAAAGUGAAGAAACUCUGUUCAUGGACAGAAUUUUAUUUUGUUUGUCUUUUAUUCCAAAGAUGACAACGGAAAAUACCAACUAUACUUUAGGACAAGAACCUCUGGCUUGGCUAACUUACAUUUUGGAAGAUUAUCGAAACAAUCUGGCAUAUCCAUUGAUAAUGUCAGUGAUACUGAUAAUAUUGUAUUUUCCUUUUGUAGUACAGUUUUCUAUCAUGUAUGUUGGUAGUGCAAUCUGUGCCAUCAGUAAAAUCUAUUACAACAUAUCGGAAGAUGUUACUAAUGAAAAAUGGGACAAGACAAGGCAAAAAAUUGCAUUUCUGUCAGAUAUCAUAGGAAAGAUUUUGCAUGGUUAUGAGAUUUGCGGAAUAGAAAAUCUUCCCAAAGGACCAGCGCUUCUUGUUUAUUACCAUGGAUCCACACCGUGUGAUUAUUACCUUUUUGGAGCGAGGAUCUAUAGAGUCACAGGAAGGUUACCUUAUUCUGUGAUAGACCGUUUCCUGUCCUUUAUACCAGGAUUAAAGUUGUACUUUAAGGUAAUUCACUGUGGCCAUCCCACAAGAGAAGAAUGUGUGGAAAUUCUGAAGAAAGGGCAUCUAUUGGGUCUCGCGCCUGGAGGACUUCGAGAGCAAAACUAUGGAGAUGAGAAUUAUAAACUUCUGUGGGGAAAACGAAAAGGAUUUGCUCAAGUAGCCAUAGAUGCAAAAGUGCCCAUCAUUCCUUUAUUUACACAAAAUAUCCGAGAGGGAAAUAGGACAUUUGGAAAUAUAGCUCCAAUGAGAUGGCUCUAUGAACGAACUCGUUGUAUACUCUUUCCAACAUUUGGAACAUUUCCAGUCAAACUGCGGACACAUGUUGGGCAACCAAUUUCAUAUGAUCCAAAUCUAAGUGCUGAAGAACUAGCUGAAAAAACCAAAAUUGCAAUGGAAGCUUUGCGAGACAAACACCAGAAAAUACCAGGAAGUAUAUUGAGAGCUCUUUGGGAACGCUUUGAGACACAUCACAAAGAUGAAUAGUGUGAACUGCAUGGAUACAGUCUAUCUUCCAUGAUCCUUCGAAACAGCUUUAAAUGGAUUCAGAUGGCUUCAAGUGGGCUCUGGGGAUUUUCCUGCUGUUAUUGCUGAUGCUUCUGUUGAAGCCCUUGUUGCUCUGUGGAAAGCAG
This is a messenger RNA of Elgaria multicarinata webbii, 1187 nucleotides long. Its product is annotated as DGAT1/2-independent enzyme synthesizing storage lipids-like. The transcript is spliced from 7 exons. Lineage: Eukaryota; Metazoa; Chordata; Lepidosauria; Squamata; Anguidae. The record is from RefSeq and is a predicted model, not a curated record. The coding region runs from base 46 to 1041 and encodes 331 amino acids. Gene Ontology annotation, molecular function: acyltransferase activity.